This is a messenger RNA of Culex pipiens pallens (northern house mosquito), 1007 nucleotides long. Its product is annotated as 6-phosphogluconolactonase. Gene Ontology annotation, biological process: carbohydrate metabolic process; pentose-phosphate shunt. Gene Ontology annotation, molecular function: 6-phosphogluconolactonase activity. The coding region runs from base 117 to 875 and encodes 252 amino acids. The record is from RefSeq and is a predicted model, not a curated record. Lineage: Eukaryota; Metazoa; Arthropoda; Insecta; Diptera; Culicidae. The transcript is spliced from 3 exons.
CAUCAUUCAUCGUUCGUUAUUCAGUUGACCGGUCGGUCGUCGUCGCCUGCUUCGCUCUCUUCCAAAACAAAUUUAUUCCAAACUUUGUGCAUUUUCCGUACGAAUUUCCGCCCAAAAUGUCCGCACCGUUGGAUUUCUACCAGGUCGGGGACGCCGUCUGUGACGAGCUGCUGGGCCUGCUGGAAAAGUUCGCCAACGAAACGCUGGCCAAGCAGGACACCUUCCGGCUGGGCGUUUCAGGUGGCUCCGUGGCCACCAUUCUGGCCGAGGGAAUGCACGACCUUCGGUCGGACUUUAGCAAGUGGCAGAUCUUUUUCUGCGACGAGCGGAUCGUUCCGGAGGACGACAAAGAGUCCACCUAUGGAGUGUACAAGCGCGACCUGUUGGACAACUAUCCCAAGUUUCCGAAAACGGCGUUCUACCCGGUGAACUGCAAGCUGAGUGCCACCGAUGCUGCCGUCGACUACGAGAAGACCAUCCGGAAGGCCUUCGGUCAGAAGGAGGGUUCCACGGAAGUGCCUUCGUUUGACUUGCUGAUUUUGGGAAUUGGUCCCGAUGGUCAUACGGCGUCGCUCUUUCCGGAGCAUCCACUGCUCGAGGAGAAGACGGUGCUGAUUGCGCCGAUUGAGAACUCGCCGAAACCCCCGCCAAAGCGAGUUACGAUGACCUACCCGUUGAUCAACAGCGCCAAGGUUUGCCUGUUUGGAGCGCAGGGAGCGGGGAAGGCUCAGAUCUUGAAGCGAAUCCUGGUUGACAACGACCAGUCCCUGCCGGUGGCACGGGUCAAUCCCACCAAGGGACGCCUUAUCUUUGUGGCCUGCGACGAGGCCGCUUCCCUGAUCGAAGGCAAUCCCUCCCGCGAGGCGAAACCUUGAACGAAGAAUCAGUGCCUUGAAUGACCACCAAGUGGAGCCUUUUACAUUCUGAAGUUUUGGAUUUAUUUUUGUGGUAUCUCACUCUGUUUUAUUAAAGGUGGAAAUAAAAUUGUUCACUUAUGUUACACUUUA